AUGAAGCCGCCACUCUUGUUGUUUAUUGUGCAUCUGCUGUGGUUGAAAGACUGUCACUGUGCACCUCCUUGGAAGAGCCAGACUGAGAUCCAGGGAAACCUGAAGGAUUUUUCCAAGACAGGGAAGAAAAAUUUAGAUGAAGAGGUGAAGAAAGCUUUGAUUGGUAUUAAGCAGAUGAAAAUCAUGAUGGAAAGAAGAGAGGAGGAACACAGCAAUCUAAUGAAAACAUUGAAUAAAUGCAAGGAAGAGAAGCAGGAAGCACUGAAACUUAUGAAUGAAGUUCAGAAACAUCUGGAACAAGAAGAACACCUAUGCCAGGUGUCUUUGGCAUCUUCCUGGAAUGAAAGCAAAUCUUGCCUGGAAAGCAACCACAUGGGAUUUUAUACAACUUGCCAACCUACUUGGUCCUCUGUGAGAAAUACGGUUGGACAUUUUUUAAGAAAGAUAUAUCAAUUUCUAUUUCCCUUUCAAGAAUAUAAAGAGAAAGAUCAUCUGGUUAAUGAAAAUGUCAUUGAGGAAGAUAUGCACCUGACCCAAAUAGAAAAUGUGUUCAAUCAAUUGACAGUGGAUGUGAGAUUUCUCUUUAACAGGAGUUAUAAUGUCUUCAAACAAAUGCAGCAAGAAUUUGACCAAGCCUUUCAAUCAUAUUUCAUGUCAGAUACAGACCUAAUUGAGCCUUACUUUUUUCCAGCUUUUCCCAAAGAGCCAGUGGAAACACUGGAUCUUGUGCAAAGUUGGGACAUUCUCAACUUCUUCCAGAUAGUUUAUAAUUUCACUCUCUCUAUUUAUCAAAGUGUCAGUGAAACAAUUACUGAGACAUUGCGUGCAAUAGAGGAUUUACCAAAACCAGACAAUGACUCUGACUAUCGAAACCUGAAUUCAAAGAACUGGUCGAUGCCAGAGAAAGAACUCUGUGGGCAAGUUGGCCUGAAUGUGUCAGAAUGUUUUGAGUUUCAUACAAGAUGCCCAGAAUAUCAGAAUUAUGUAUGCAAAGAGUGUCCUGAUGUACCCGAACUGCACAAAAAAGUACAUGAGGCGCUUAAAUUGGUCAACAUUUCCAAUCAGCAAUAUGCCCAAAUUCUCCAGAUGACCCAGCAUCACCUUGAAGACACCAAAUAUCUGAUGGCAAGAAUGGAAGAGCACUUUGGCUGGGUGACUGAACUGGCGAAGCAGACUCCAAAAACUGAGAACAUCUUUAGUUCAGUGAGGAUACCUGCAUCUAUCCACGAAGAAGACUUUUCCGAUCAAGAUGAAAUGAUGAUAGACUUGAACAUUCUGCCUUCCCUUAAUUUCACACUGCAGAUUCCUCUGGAAGAAAAUGCUGAAAGUUCUAGCUUCAUUAGUUAUGUAAUAACAAAAACUCUACAGUAUUUUGAAGAGCAUUUUAAAGUUCAGUAA
Molecule: messenger RNA, 1398 nt
Organism: Sorex araneus (European shrew)
Lineage: Eukaryota; Metazoa; Chordata; Mammalia; Eulipotyphla; Soricidae
Gene: CLUL1
Product: clusterin like 1
Exons: 7
Coding region: 1-1398 (465 amino acids)
Source: RefSeq, a predicted model, not a curated record